GCCUGUCAUUUGAAGAGCGAUCACACUACUCUCUGCCUGCGCUACCUUUUCUCUCUUCCAUCGCCCCCACUCCCCUCCCCCUCCCCCUCCUCCUCCCCGCUCUUUCCCAAGACUCUGAGCGAUGACCCGCGUCGCUGUGCCCAAAGGGGACUACCGCCGCAUGGAGAGCUGGCCGGAACCCAACCCGAAUGCCGAAGAAGUGCUGCUGAAGCCUACCGACCCUCUGUUCAAUUUCGGGUCCUCGGAGAAGUCGUCUAUCAUCAAUGCGUAUAUCACAGCUGGUGCGGGGCGCGCGGAGGGAGAGCGACUCGCCAAUCUCAUCUGCCCUUCGAACUACGAUGCCGCAAAAAUUCCCGAGAACAUCUACAUCAAGGAGAUGAUACCCCACAUCAUGCAGUUGCAUAAUGAGUACAAUGCAUUCGGGACUACGAGGCAGAAGCCCAAGAUCCAGCGGAAGAAGGGCGAGUCAUCCCUUGACUUUGUGGGCAGGUUUGCAGCUUCCGUGCGCACUGGUGAGACGUCAAGACCAGAGCUUGAUGUUGAAGAAGCGAUUCGGAUAGCAACGUCGCAGCAAGACGCAUUACGAGACGACGUCGAUGCCUUUCACAAUGACCGUGAUUUCUUCCUAGCCACUAUGCGCGUUCGCAUGCACCACCACCCCGAGCGGACCCCCGACCUUCAGGGACGAACCCGCAAACACUUCCCCGCGACUCUGCUCGCCCAAGAGGUCUUCCAGGUUGUGUUCGAACAACAUGCGAAAUAUGCGUGCUGGGACCUCAUCAUCAAUGGCCUCCACAAGUUGCAGGACCUUCGCGAGGAAGAAGGCAUGCUUUUGGACAGCAAGAACAUAUACCAUGACCUUCACGAAGCCAAGGUAUCGAAGACGUUUGAUGCGCUAGAGGAUGUGUCCAUAGGCACUCGAGUACUUGGCCAUGUCCAAGAGAAGCGAUUGCAGACUGUCAUUGCCACAUCGGAACCCUUCUCUGCGCAUUUCAUCCGGGAUAACAGGCCCGAGAUCACGAAAUCGCACUUUGGGUACCCAUUCUACGACCGCACGCCCUCUUCCACCACGGCGCCCGAGCUCCAGAGUGAGAUGCGCCAGCGGUUGCUGCAUUUUGCCGCUCUGCGGUGCUGGUGCCCGCCCAACACGAUGUACACCGCGGUGAUCUCUGCGCUUCCAGAGGAGAAGGCGACGCUCAACCAGGUGCUCUACGAUGAUAUAGGUGACCAUGCCGCGAUCCAGGAGCUCCGCACCGUCUUCCUCGACAGCGUGCUCGGCCUCUGGCUGCACCGCCUCGAGCUGAGCCCGACCGCAAGCGACAACAACUGGCUGCGCAAGCUCUACCCGCUCAUCAACAUGUGGUACGAGCACAUGCACGCGGGCGGGACGACGCUCCGCUCCGAGCGCAUAAUCCCCUCGCUCGAGUACGUGAGCGACAAGGCCCACUUUGAGAAGAUGUGGGAGUGGGUCGACUCGGUGAAGAACCGCUUCUUGGGCGGGCAGCUCACCGGCUUGCCGCACGGCCUUGGGUUCUCAGUGCCGAUCCACGAGCCGGCCCCAGAGCCACCCAGGACCGCCUCCCCUGCGCCCGUGCAGCAGGUGAAGGCGCCUUCGGGCCCGACGCCUCUCGACUUGUUCACGGCGGAAGACGCGCACUCGCGUCGCGUGUCGGGACGCGCGUAUGCGGCGUCGCAGACAAAGCAAACCGAUGCGAAGCCCAAGGAACGCAAGCAGGGAUCGCCGCCGCCGUCUCGCGCUGCACUUGCUGAGACACGCGCGGAGCCCGCCUCGAAGCGGCCCAAGGAGGAGAGCAAGCGGCAGGUCUUCGAGGUCAACCGGAAGACGCAUAAGCUAUUCCUCCGUUUUGUCAUCCCGGAGGAGGAGGCGGAUCCGAACGUCAAGAAAGGGCAGCUGCGGUGGGGCGAUUUCGAGAAGGCGAUGACGAAGAUUGGCUUCCAUCGCAAGGAGGGCGCAGGCUCUUCUGUACGGUUUGACCCCGACGAGGAGAUUGGUGGAAAUUCUAUUUCAUUCCAUCGUCCCCACCCAGACGCCAUCCUCACGCCGUCCCUCAUCCGCCGCGUUGGAUUCCGAUUGCGCCGGCGUUUUAAGUGGACCGCGGCGAACUUCGUGCAAGCCAACAAGUCUCUGGAAGGUCAGCAGGAUGCUGCAGAGUGA
Rhodofomes roseus is the source of this 2176-nucleotide messenger RNA. RefSeq lists its product as uncharacterized. The record is from RefSeq and is a predicted model, not a curated record. The transcript is spliced from 10 exons. NCBI's taxonomy places the organism in Eukaryota, Fungi, Basidiomycota, Agaricomycetes, Polyporales, Fomitopsidaceae. The coding region runs from base 122 to 2176 and encodes 684 amino acids.